AAGACGGUCCAGUGUUCGUUGAUGGUCCGGGAAAAAAAAUGAGUCUGGUGUUAGCCUCUCCAUCUUCGCUUCUUUCGCCGCCAACAAAUUCCAACGGUCAUCAUCGACAAAUCCUCACUCCUCGCUGCAAUACUUCUCCCUCUUCUCCGAUACGUCGCCGUUACCAUCUCCGCAACCGCUCUCUUCCCUUGCGUUGCAUAAUCUCCCGUAGAGAGUUCACACGCUGCUGCUCAUCAUCAUCAUCAUCCAUGCCCUUCGUGAUCCCCUCUGGAACUUCUCAGUUGCAAGAAAGCUUGUUGUACUCUAGGGCUUACUGGGUUAGUGAAUCUAUAAUUGCUUGGAAUGUGGAUAUUGGAGAUGGUUCCUGCUAUUUAUAUGCAAGCAAAGUUGCUGCUUUAUCUGUUACUGAUAAUGGAAUCCAAGGUGAGGAUGUAAAAAUUCAGCUUGUGGAAGAUAUUCAGGGGCUUCCUGAAAAUGUGAUAAAAAAAUUUCCUCACAUUCAAGAAUACCGAGCUUUUAGAGUACCUUCUGCUUUGGAUAUCAAAUCUCUCCUCAAAUGUCAAUUAGCGGUUGCUACUUUUACUCCUUUUGGCAAUUGCAUCAGUGCUACCGGUUUGCAGUUGCCUGGUGUCCUGGAUGAGUUAUUCUCAUAUGAUGGUCCACUUGGUGCAAUUUUCUCGGAAGAAGAUAUAUCACUUUACCUUUGGGCUCCUACUGCUCAAGAUGUGCGAGCUAGCAUUUACAGGGAUCAAUUAGAUGUGAAUCCUGUGGAAAUCGUCUCACUUGAGGAGAUUAAUGGUGUUUGGAAUACCAAGGGACCAAGGAGUUGGGAAGGCUGUUAUUACGUGUAUGAAGUAACCGUGUAUCAUCCUAGCACCUUGAAGAUUGAAAAUUGUUGUGCAAAUGAUCCAUAUGCUAGAGGACUCUCAUCAGAUGGCCAGCGAACACUAUUAGUCAAUCUUGAUUGUGCUACUUUGAAACCGGAAGGAUGGGAUAACCUAGCAGCUGAAAAACCAAAUAUACAUUCCUUCUCUGACAUUAGUAUUUAUGAGUUGCAUGUUAGGGAUUUCAGUUCCAACGAUGAGACUGUGCCUCCUGAAUUUCGUGGGAGUUAUUUGGCAUUCACAUUGCAGGAUUCAGCAGGUGUACUUCAUUUAAAGAAAUUAUCAAAUGCUGGUAUCACUCAUAUACAUCUCCUGCCAACCUUCCAGUUUGCUGGUGUUGACGACCAAAAGGAAAACUGGAAAAGUGUAGAUACCAAGUUGCUGGAAAAUUUGCCUCCAGAUUCUGUUGAGCAACAAUCUCUGAUUAUGGUGGUCCAAAAUGAUGAUGGAUAUAAUUGGGGGUACAAUCCUGUUCUCUGGGGGGUUCCCAAAGGAAGUUAUGCAAGUAAUCCAGAUGGUCCGCAUCGUACAUUUGAGUUCAGAAAGAUGGUUCAGGCACUUAACCGUCUCGGCCUUCGUGUCGUUCUGGAUGUUGUCUAUAAUCAUUUGCAUGGAAGUGGUCCUUUUGACGAGAAUUCCGUUCUUGAUAAGAUUGUUCCAGGUUACUAUCUGAGAAGGAACAGUGAUGGCUUUAUUGAGCAUAGCACUUGCAUAAAUAACACUGCUAGUGAGCAUUAUAUGGUGGAGCAUUUGAUACUUGAUGAUCUUUUAAGCUGGGCAGUUAAUUAUAAGGUUGAUGGCUUCCGAUUUGAUCUUAUGGGCCACAUAAUGAAAAGUACAAUGGUGAGAGCAAAGAGUGCACUCCACAAGCUAAGCAAGGAGAGGGAUGGAGUCAAAGGUUCAAGCAUCUACAUAUAUGGUGAAGGAUGGGACUUUGGUGAAGUUGCUAAAAAUAGGCGCGGUAUAAAUGCUUCACAAUUCAAUCUUUGUGGGACUGGAAUUGGGAGUUUUAAUGAUCGAAUUCGAGAUGCAAUGCUUGGUGGAUCUCCAUUUGGCCAUCCUCUUCAGCAAGGAUUUGUGACUGGUCUAUUGUUGCAGCCUAAUGGUCAUGACCAUGGCACAGAAAAUAAUCAAGAAGUCAUGCUUGCUGUGGCAAAGGAUCAUAUCCAGGUUGCGAUGGCUGCAAACUUGAGGGAUUUUGUGCUCACCAAUCACAAGGGGAAAGAGGUAAAAGGUUUUGAGGUUUUAACACAUGAUGGGACACCUGUUGCAUAUGCUUCAUGCCCGACAGAAUGUAUCAAUUAUGUUUCUGCACACGACAAUGAAACCUUGUUUGACAUCGUGAGUUUAAAGACUCCAAAGGAACUUUCUGUUGAUGAAAGAUGCCGGAUAAAUCAUUUGGCGACAAGUCUAAUAGCGCUCUCACAGGGAAUACCAUUUUUCCACUCUGGUGAUGAGAUACUGCGCUCAAAGUCCCUUGAUCGUGAUUCGUACAACUCUGGGGAUUGGUUCAACAGGCUAGACUUCACUUACAGUUCUAACAACUGGGGUGUUGGGCUCCCUCCAAAGGAGAAGAAUGAAAAGACCUGGCCAUUAAUAAAGCCGAGAUUGGCUGAUCCAUCCUUCAAACCUCAAAGUACUCACAUCCUCAGUGCUUUGGAGAAUUUUGCAGACGUGCUACGUAUUCGAUAUUCAUCUCCUCUCUUCCGUUUGCAAACUGCAAAUGCUAUCCAGGAAAGGGUACGCUUCCAUAAUACUGGUAUUUCAUGGGUCCCUGGAGUCAUUGUGAUGAGCAUUGAAGAUGGUUAUCAAGGUGUCCCAGGUUUAUCUCAGCUGGAUCCUGUCUACUCAUAUAUUGUGGUUAUCUUCAAUACAUGUCCGACUGAGGUCUCAUUUGCCAGUCCAGCUCUGCGAGCAAGAGCCCUUGAACUACAUCCAGUACAGUUGAUGUCAGCUGAUGAUGUAGUUAAGGGUUCAUCAUACAUUGCAUCUUCUGGGUGCUUCAAUGUGCCACCAAGGACGACAUCCGUGUUUGUCGAACGCCGGGAAACUUGAUCUGCAUGUAUUGGUUCUGCUAAUAGCUUCCAUUAGUAAGGAAUGAAGAUCAAAGAAAACGCUGAUCUGCAAUGAAAUUUAUAAUCUUUCAAGGAUUAUAAUGAUAAGAUAUUAGGCAUAAGUAUGACACACCACUCGCGCACACACCGACACCGAUCUUAUGUGGAUCUAUAUAUAUGAAAUUUGUUUUUAAUGUUUAAUUUUUGCAACAGAGAACAAUUUGCUACCCAUGAAAUGGGCGAGACCAUGUUGUGUUGACAGACUGAGCAUAUAAUGGAGUUGAUGAAUUUUGAGUGGAUUCCCUCCCACGUUUCUGCAA
Messenger RNA from Tripterygium wilfordii, 3258 nucleotides. RefSeq names its product pullulanase 1, chloroplastic. The coding region runs from base 39 to 2939 and encodes 966 amino acids. Gene Ontology annotation, biological process: carbohydrate metabolic process. Gene Ontology annotation, molecular function: pullulanase activity. NCBI's taxonomy places the organism in Eukaryota, Viridiplantae, Streptophyta, Magnoliopsida, Celastrales, Celastraceae. The transcript is spliced from 28 exons. The record is from RefSeq and is a predicted model, not a curated record.